Molecule: messenger RNA, 994 nt
Organism: Myotis myotis
Lineage: Eukaryota; Metazoa; Chordata; Mammalia; Chiroptera; Vespertilionidae
Gene: MBL2
Product: mannose binding lectin 2
Exons: 6
Coding region: 230-994 (254 amino acids)
Biological process (GO): surfactant homeostasis; positive regulation of phagocytosis
Cellular component (GO): rough endoplasmic reticulum; multivesicular body
Source: RefSeq, a predicted model, not a curated record
GGCCAGGCCAGCCUGUUCAUCUCAGUUCACAAGGCUGGUUGGGCCCUGCAAUUGCCCAGUCCAGCCUCCUUCCUUACCCUGAGACAUCUGCCAGAGCCCUGGCUGGAGGGCCAGCUUCCUCACCUUUGCAUCCCUGCUCUGCACAAGCCCCAAACACGGGAAAUUUCCUCCAGGAACUAGAGAGGAAUCUGGUACCCUGCUAGGGACAAGGCAGUGAGACAUUUCCAAAAUGCUACCCCUGGUGAGGACCAUGGCUCUGUUUCCAUUGCUCUCUCUCCUUCUUCUGAGUGUGGUGACAACAUCUUAUUCAGAAAUAGAACCUGGUGAGCACCUUCAAAAGACCUGCCCUGUGAUCACCUGUGCUUCUCCAGGCAUCAACGGCUUGCCAGGCAGAGAUGGGCGUGAUGGCCCCAAGGGAGAAAAAGGAGAACCAGGCCAAGGGCUCAGAGGCAUUCAAGGUCCCCCUGGAAAAUUGGGGCCUCAAGGAAAUCCAGGACUCCCUGGGCUACCAGGAAGUGUGGGCCCAAAAGGAGACCCUGGAAAAUGCCCAGAGUGUGAUGAUCGCCUGGCUGCUUUAGAAAGAGAAGCUCUGCGCUCAGAAUUGGAUCGUGUCAAAAAUUGGCUGGCCUUCGCCCUGGGCAAACAAGUUGGAAGGAAGUUCUUCUUGACCAAUGGUGAAAAGAUGACCUUUGACAGAGUGAAGGCACUGUGCACCCAUUUCCAGGCUUCCGUGGCCACCCCCAUGAAUGCUGAAGAGAACAAGGCCAUCCUGCAUAUAACAGAAGGAGAUGCCUUCCUGGGCAUCACAGAUGAGGAGAGAGAAGGUCAUUUUGUGGACCUGACAGGAAGGCCUGUGACCUACCAAAACUGGAAUGAUAAUGAGCCCAACAAUGCUGGCUCUGGGGAACACUGUGUGAUGAUCCGGACUGAUGGCAAAUGGAAUGACGUCGACUGCACAGCCUCCCUUUUGGCAGUUUGCGAGUUCUCUGUCUGA